This is a messenger RNA of Dibothriocephalus latus, 216 nucleotides long. NCBI's taxonomy places the organism in Eukaryota, Metazoa, Platyhelminthes, Cestoda, Diphyllobothriidea, Diphyllobothriidae. The record is from the annotation of a GenBank genome assembly.
AUGGCGCCCGAGUACUAUGCGGAACGCAUGCUAGAUGUUACGAAAUUGGUGGAUGAAGCAACUGCCUCCCUGGAUGACUGCUACGAGGCCCUGCAACUGAUGCGAGAAAGUUGCAAUGAGGCCUGUCUCCACGUGCACCCAUUUAAUGACUGUCUCCGCAAGUGCUGGGCUGGGUGGAAGUAUGGUCGUCUGACAUGCAGACUCAAGUUUUCGUAA